Messenger RNA from Eruca vesicaria subsp. sativa (arugula), 1187 nucleotides. NCBI's taxonomy places the organism in Eukaryota, Viridiplantae, Streptophyta, Magnoliopsida, Brassicales, Brassicaceae. The record is from the annotation of a GenBank genome assembly.
AAAACACACACAAAAGAGAGAAAGCAAAUUAAAGAAAAAUAUAAUGUUAACGUCGAGAGCAUGGAUCAUCGCUUCAGGUUUGGUCGGAGCUAUAUCACUGAUGCUCCGAUCAGUGUUGAACUUCUCUGUCACCGGGUUUCAUUUCUCUCUCCCUACUUUGAACCCACUCUUCAUCAUCAUCAACGGAAUCAUCUUCGCGCUCGCAGCCUCCUCUUCUCUCUUCGGCCAUGGAUCUGACUCUUCGGCCACGGAGCAUAACCACGAUCAUGAUACGUAUCAUCACUAUGAACAUGAUGACGAUAACCAUAACCAUAGCCAGAACCAUGACCGUUCUUGGAAUAACUCAUCAUCCGGUUAUUCGUUUGAUCACAAUUACAAAGUUCACGAGGAAGAAAAGUUAACGGUGAGGCCAGAGAGUGGAGGAUCUUUGGGUAAUCGUAGACCGGUUUCUUCUCCCAAGAUUCGUUUCCCGUCAACGACGCCGGAGAAACCUGCAGGACUCCAACGUCCACCUACGGUCCCUUUAAAGGCUUUUCCACAAGAUGACAAAUCCGGUGAUGAGAACGAGACCAUGGAUGAGACGUGGGAAAGAGUCAAAGCCGAAAAAAACCCAACGAAACCUAGCACGGUUCAAGGUCACGUCACUUCAAGAAACGACUCAAGAAUGUCCACAUCGUCGUGUCCAUCACCAUCUCGAGCAAGGAGGCCUACUCCGUCGUCGUCGUCGGGGUCGGGAAAGAAGUUGGUGGAUAGAAUUCCGUCGUGGGUGAAUUUGAAAAAGGAGUUGUCGAUGGGAAGAGAUGAGCUCAACUCACGAGUCGAAGCUUUCAUAAGAAAAUUCAACGAUGAGAUGAAAUUGCAAAGGUUGGAAUCUUUAAGACGUUACAAACUUUUCCGUCGUCGGAGCGAGGAAGAGUAAAGAUAAUGGAAGGAGCUACCGAAAACGAAAGUGCAUUUUAUAUUAUUUUCCUUUUUGGUAAGCUUUGUUUCAUCCACACUCCAGAGCUUUUAGUUUGUAUUAUCUACUCAAAUAAAAAAUAUUCAACAUUCAAUGUCGCUUGUAACCAUUGUCUAGAAGGUUAGAUGUGCAUGUGUGUGUGUUAGCUUUAGAUUUGCGUUUGGUAGUGUAAGAAAAUGUGUUUCUUUAUUAAUUAAUUAAUUAUGUAGAAACAAUUGGUAUAAAACAU